UUCUUCUUUGUUUGCUCCCAUCUUGUUUCCCCGCUGCCCAGGUAGGCAGAGAUGCAGGCAACUUCAUCCACUGGAGACAGCCCCAGCGAGCGCUGCAUCCCGCCCCGGGGUGGUAUUUGCAAGACACAGGAAGGGAGCAGCUGGGAGCGGUGGCUGCUGGGAAGAAGGAGGCAGGAGCCGGGAGAACAAAACCCAGGGGUGGGGGGCAGCUCCUGGGGGCGGGGCUCUGGCACAGACCGAACUCUGUUGUUGCCUUGUGUGAUCCGGGAGCCCGGGCUGGUCAGCUGCUGCUCCCCGGGGUCUGUGCGGGGGAGAUCUCGUCAUUAAAGCUCCUUCCCUGCCGCGCCGGGCGAGCUGGGACGUUCUCCAGGGGAACCAGCCUCCUAGAGCCCCGGACUCUGUCACCAUCAGCUCCGGCGCCAGAGACUCCAAUUGCCCUUCUCGCCCUGCCAGGCUGCAGGAUGACGUCCAUGUUUUGCUCCACCUCAUCAUAUCCUCUCAUGGGACAGGAAAGAGAAAUGGCUGCGGUGGAACCAGUUCAGGGGCUGGUGACCUUCGAGGACGUGGCUGUGUAUUCCACCAGUGGAGAGGGGGCUCUGCUGGACCCCACUCAGAGAGCCCUCUACAGGGAUGUCAUGCAGGAGAACUAUGAGACGGUGGUCUUGCUGGGGUUUCCAGUUUCCAAACCUGAUGUGAUCUCACACCUGGAACGAGGGGAAGAGCCGUGGGUCCCUGCCCUCAAGGGCUCUGAGAAAGAAGUGCUCCUGAGAGCUGCCUGCACAGGGAGUGACCUAUGUCUGGAUUCUCUGUGUCUCCUAUCAGGUGAUGGGAUGGUGAGUGAGAAUGAGGAGGAGAAACCCCAGCAGGAAGAUGCUGAGCAAGUAGAACCACAUGGAACGUUAUCAGGAAGAUCCAAAGCUAGUGUUUCCAGGAGUUGUGCACUCCAAGAAAAAGCAAAAGUCUGUGAGACUCAAGGGAGGCCAGAGAGAAACUUCAGUAGCCACUCAGACUUUAUAACACAUGACAGAAUCAACUUGGAAGAGACACGCUACAUGUGCUCUGAGUGUGGGAAAAGCUUCAAUAGGCGCUCAAACCUUAUCAGACAUCAGAGAAUCCACAAAGGAGAGACACCAUAUAUGUGCUCUGAGUGCGGAAAAAGCUUCUAUGAGCGCUCACACCUUAUCACACAUUGCAGAAUCCACACAGGUGAGAAGCCCUACACGUGCUCUGAAUGCGGGAAAAACUUCAAUGAGCGCUCUCACCUUAUUACACAUUGCAGAAUCCACACAGGAGAGAUGCGCUACACAUGCUCUGAGUGUGGGAAAAGCUUCAAUCAAAGCUCAGACCUUAUCAGACAUCAGAGAAUCCACACAGGAGAGAUGCCCUACACAUGCUCUGAGUGUGGGAAAAGCUUCAAUCAGAGCUCAGACCUUAUCCGACAUCAGAGAAUCCACACAGGUGAGAUGCCCUACACGUGCUCUGAGUGUGGGAGACACUUCCGUCGGAGCUCACACCUUAUCAGACAUCAGAGAAUCCACACAGGUGAGCUGCCCUACACGUGCUCUGAGUGUGGGAGAAACUUCCGUCAGAGCUCUCACCUUAUCAGACAUCAGAGAAUCCCCACAGGAGAGGUGUCCUACAUGUGCUCUGAGUGCAGGAAAAGCUUCAGUUGGAACUCAGACCUUAUCAGACAUCAGAAAAUCCACACUGGAGAGAUGCCCUACACAUGCUCUGAGUGCGGGAAAAGUUUCAAUGAACGGUCAAAACUUAUCAGACAUUGUAGAAUCCACACAGGAGAGAAACCCUACACAUGCUCUGAGUGCGGGAAAAGUUUCUAUGAACGGUCAAAACUUAUCAGACAUUGUAGAAUCCACACAGGAGUGUGACGUUAUUGAUAUAAUCUGGGACCAUAUAGAUCAUUGCUGCAACCAAGGUCCUGUAGUGGCACGCAAAUCUUGUAUAAAGGGGGUCAAAUGGGGUGUCUAAGACAAGGUUAUGGUUUACUGGUUAUGAUUAUGCUGUCUAUAUGUGUGUAUCACUUUUGUAGUUGAAGUUAUGAAUAUUGGCUCUAUACUGUCUGUAUUUCAAACUUAUGCUAUGCUGCUGGGUGACAUCCCAGACAAACUGGUGUUAGCUCUGCCUAGCCUGCUUGAUGGCCCAUUAAGGACCAUCAGCUAUACAAUGGACCCAUUGAGAGAAGGCAGAUACGCCUUGUAACUCAGCAAAGUAUGCAGGGACUGGCCCAUGUGACUCCAGAAUCCAUUUUGCUGUAAUUUUCCACAGUAAGAACAAAGAGGUGUUCUUACACCUGGAAAAGACUAUAUAAGGCUGAUGCCUCAUCUCCAUCUUGUCUUCAAUCCUGCUUCUUACCUCUGGAGGAACUUUGCUACAAGCUGAAGCUUUGAACAAAGGACUGAGGACCCAUCCCAGUGGAGGAUGUAUUCCAGAGACUUGAUUUGAACCUGCAGUUUAUUCCAUCGCUGCUGCAAGCCUGAACCAAGAACUUUGCCAUUACUGUAUGUAAUUGAUUCCAUUUAACCAAUUCUAACUCUCAUCUCUAUCUUUUUCCUUUUAUGAAUAAACCUUUAGAUUUUAGAUUCUAAA
Malaclemys terrapin pileata is the source of this 2604-nucleotide messenger RNA. RefSeq names its product zinc finger protein 501-like. The transcript has 5 exons. Lineage: Eukaryota; Metazoa; Chordata; Testudines; Emydidae. Gene Ontology annotation, cellular component: nucleus. Gene Ontology annotation, biological process: central nervous system development; regulation of transcription by RNA polymerase II. Gene Ontology annotation, molecular function: DNA-binding transcription factor activity, RNA polymerase II-specific; RNA polymerase II cis-regulatory region sequence-specific DNA binding. The record is from RefSeq and is a predicted model, not a curated record. The coding region runs from base 462 to 1886 and encodes 474 amino acids.